Alnus glutinosa is the source of this 2189-nucleotide messenger RNA. RefSeq names its product zinc finger CCCH domain-containing protein 6-like. The record is from RefSeq and is a predicted model, not a curated record. NCBI's taxonomy places the organism in Eukaryota, Viridiplantae, Streptophyta, Magnoliopsida, Fagales, Betulaceae. The transcript is spliced from 4 exons. Gene Ontology annotation, molecular function: metal ion binding. Bases 347 to 1798 code for a protein of 483 amino acids.
GAUCCACAAAAACGCGCCGUCACUAGGCUCCUGAUAGUCAUUGAAGGCCAGCAUAAAAAUCGUAUGGUAUUGACCCAAGCGAAGUAUCUAGGGUUUCCAAACACGCCUCCUAGUUCUAGAGACGGGUUUUUAGUGUCAUUGUGUUCACUCUUCUUCUUCUUCUUCUUCUUCUUCGCAAAGCUCUAAGAAAUCGGUUUUAAGAUCUAGGGUUUUCAGAUUGGAUUUGGGCAUUAAUAGUUGACUAGGGUUUCGAAUCCCUAACCAGAUCGUUUAUAAAUCUGGUUAUUGUUGGGUCAAUUACUGGGAUUUAGUGAUAAUCGAAGCGGAAAAAAUCUGAGAUUUUAAUAUGAAGCGGUCGAGGAAAUCGAAGAGGGUUUCUUGGGCUCCUGGAGUUGUGCUUUGUCAGGUAAAGCUGUUUUCAUCUGAGGAUUGUCCUGCCAAAGUUGGCCUGAAAUGUGAAGAUCAUCUUCAAGCAAAGACAUCAUUGCAUUCUAAUCGUAUGGAAUCUAAUGAUUUACCACCUGGGUUUGAACAAGGUUCUUUUGAAAAUCAUUUGAAGAAAGAGCUUUCCCACGUCGGUCGGAUUAAUUGGAAAUGCCCUCCCAAGUUUGUCAUUGGUCACAACUGGCAAGUCGUAGCUGGUGAAGAAAGCACCGAGGUGGAAGCUCAAAAGUUAAGGGAGACGAGAGUGCUUGAAGCCGUUUAUCCACGAUCUUCGGCCAUUCCUCCUAGUCCCUCAGUUUCUUUGGACAUAGAACGUGAACAUUAUGAUGAUAGCCUUACUCCUCUAGUUCCCGUAACUCCUAUUGAAGAUGAUGAAUCUUCAGACAUACCAUCCGAUUUGACAGUACCUGGGAACAAUCCUGUUUGCUCACCGCCAGUUGCAUUGCCCCAAGGGCUGGCGGCAUCUGGAACUAUGAACACUCCAAAAUCUUCUACUCCAGCGACACCUACCAAUGAAAAACCUGUGCUUGGAAGUUUACCUAGUAUGGGGGCAGAUGCUGCCGCUGCUGCUUCUACUGCCUUGGCCGCACUCCUGGAAAGCAGAGAGCAUGGAAGCCUGAUCGAUACCGAUUUGCUCAUUAAUAUCCUUAGCGACCCAAAAAUGAUCCAGAAAUUGAUUAAUGAUCAUCAAUCACUAGUGAAUACAGUGAUUGCACCGGCCAAUAUGGUAAGUGCACCUUCAGGGACUGCGUAUGAGUCGAAGCUAGUAACUCCAAUAAUUCAUACAUCGUCGACCUCAAAACCUGCUAUACAAAGCCCUGGUAAUGGGAACUUAUACCAAGUUCUCAAUGCUGUACGGCCUCAACAACCGGAGACUGGAUUGAAGCGGGUAAUUCCAUCGGUCGCCUUGUCAUGCCCGGAACCCAAUCUAGUCUUAUUGACUAAGCCGGCAAAUGGAAAUCUUUAUACUGCACCAAAUCAGGUGCGAGCAGCUUAUACAGCACCAAAAUCUACUCCCACUUUCAUGGAAGCUCAGGCUGUUAAGGAUGCCAACUACUAUAAGGACCUGAUUAGGCAACAUGGAGGAGAAAAGCAGGAAACUCAGGAACCUAUGAUUGCACAGAAUGGUAAUCACUUCAAAGACUUGAAACUAGUACAAAAUAUUAAGCCUGGAGAAGUGAAACCCAAGGGUAAAAAGCGUUGCAUGUACUUUAAUAGCCCAAAGGGGUGUCGAAACGGCCUCAGUUGCCCUUAUCAGCACGAUGUGUCAUGUCAGUCUUCCACUGGUAGCAUUCUAGAGGUCCCGAGUGCCAAGAGAAUGAGAUUGGGUGGGGAAAUUGCUGGGAGGAUAUAGCGUAGCCGAGGUUCUUCCACUCAACCACUCAACUUCUUUGGGUUAUUUUGCCCGCUUGUUUUCACUCUGUACAUACAACUUCGUGGAGAGAGAGUGAGAGAGAGAGAGAACGCCCCCCUUCCAUUUAUAUUGCAAAAAAAAAAAAAAAAAAAAAAAAAAAAAAAAAGAAAAAGAAAAAGAAAGAGGAGAGAGAAGAACGAGAUAGUUUUUCUUUGACAGGUUGAAAUUUCAUGAAAAAAAAAUUAAGUUUUUCUUUUGUCAUCUUUAUUUCCGUUUAAUUGGACGUUGCUGGAGGGUGCUACCUGCUACGUAGCGGGCACUGGAAUGUAUAUUUAUAUAUUAAAACGAUAAGAACCAUUCUAAAUGUAUUGCGCAAGUAAAUCAUUCUAAA